Messenger RNA from Cuscuta campestris, 2187 nucleotides. The record is from the annotation of a GenBank genome assembly. NCBI's taxonomy places the organism in Eukaryota, Viridiplantae, Streptophyta, Magnoliopsida, Solanales, Convolvulaceae.
ACUGGAAGAAGAAGUUAAAAAUAAAAAAAAAAGUUAAAAACUAGAAUUCAACUUAAUUUUUUUCAAAUAAAAACAAAGUUUAAACCCUUGCUCCACAUUCCGAGCUCCAUCCAUGGCGUUCUCAUAUACUUCAUCUCCUUCAACUCCUCUCAUUUCCUCUCCCACUCGAGCUCUAUCCAGAAAUUUCUUCUUCACAUUCCCCAAGCGAACCUUCAUAACCAGAAAAGCUUCCAAUCUCACCUUCUUCUGCACGGCUCGGGAGCGCAGCAUUCCAACUACAGAGCAAGCCAUUCUCGAAGUCAUGUCAGAGCUCGAUGGAACCGAGAAAUUGAUUCCGGCAGUGCGGGUUUACGAGAACGACCUCGUUCGGUUGACACUGGAUGGCUCCGUCGACUUUCAGCAGGCUGUUACGGCGGCGGCUGCCGAUGGGGGAGAGGCUGCGGGCGACCACAUCCAAUCUGGCUUGCCGGCCAUGGUCGUCCAGACAUUUUUCCCUGGCGAAUCUAGUGAUCGCAGCACUAUUUCAACCAGACUGUUCUUACCAGCUAUAAAAGUUAAGGAAAAAGCAAAAAAGCUUAAAAGCUCUGUUACCAAAGAUAUCCUGUCCAGCACAACAUCAAAAAAUAUUCUCGCCAUGACGUUUAGGCAAGUAAUUUUGCAGCAGCUUUUGAACUUUGAACUGAUUUUGUUUAGACCUGGAACAGAAAGAACAAUGGAUGAACUUGACAACCCAAGAGAGGUACCUGCAUCUUUCAUCCUCAACUCCUCCGAUGAACAUCUCAUUUCUGUACUAGCAGAAGUUAUUUGCAUUUCUUCUCUUGAAAGCACCCAAAGGCGUUUUUCUCCCAACUCAUUAGCAAGUCAGUCAAAUGACUUCGUCCCGUGGUUGCGUUCACCUAAAAGGGUUGUAUCAAAAGAUUCCUCAGUCAUUUUGUAUAACUUAUUUGAAAAUGAGGUAGUUGCAAAUGCAAGAACUUUGUUGGAAAGAUUUCGUUUAGGAGUUGGAAAAUAUAAGCCAAAAGAAACAUACAGGAAGAUCAAUUGGCUGGCAUCACCAGCACACCUGAAGUUGGAACAGAUUGGUGGUCCUGAAUUUGCUGCUUGGGCUAGUGAAUAUGUUCCUUCUUACUUGUUGCAAAUUAACACUGAUAAACUGAGGAAUGUGAAACUUGAGGGGUGGAGGGAAUUGGAUUCAAAGUUGCACGAGGUCUUUUUGACUCAUUCUCAAAUGGUUGGUUUGGCCGACAUUCUGGAUAUGUACUAUGAAGAUGUGUAUACACUCCCUUCCAAACAACUGUCUUCUGGUGUAAUUUUGAAACCCGUGAAGCUCUCUACUUCUAAGGGAAGCUUUUCUUUUUUGAAAUGGCUAUCUAUUGUCCUUGCUAGUGGGAUUUUUAUAGUUUCUCUCAAAGCGCUAUGUCACAUUUACAUGCAACAUGUGCCAAAUAGGAGCAAACCUCAAACUCAAGAAAUUCGUUCCCUUCAUUCUUAUGACAUGAACUAUGUUCGGAAUUGCUUUAUGGAGCCUAGCAAGCUGGAAGCCUGCUGUGUUUCGGUUGUUAGAAGGAUCAAGAGUUCUCUUGGUUGGCCUGGAGAAAUUAGGACAUCUGGCUGCAACGCUUGGAUUGGAGAAAUCCCAAAAUGCCUUGGAAGCAUCAUGGAAGUUGAGUCUAAUCCCAGAAUCUUGGAAAAUAAUGAAGUUAAUGCAUCUGCACAAGACAUCGCCAACUAUCAGGUAGUGCUGUCUAUGGAUGGAAAGGUUGUUGGGUUCCAACCAACAAGCCGAGUUGCAGUCAAUCACUGGGCAUCAAACCCUCUAACCAAAGAGCUAUAUAAUGGGAAGGACUUGUCUCCCGGCUUUAUCGAACGUGGUCUUAACAUCAGGCACCCAGGUGAUGUUGUACUCGACUUGUUGAUGUCCGUAAACCCUGAGUCCCAUUUUGCCUUGGUCAGGCCACACAAUGUUGCUGGAUGAAAGAGAAAUACUAUCGUGAAGUCGAAUUCCGUUUUUUGGAGCUGACUUUCCCUUUGACUCGCCUUGUUUUCCAUUUGACCAUAUUUUCCAACGUCAAGCCAAACACUUAAAUUAAUGAAAAUGACUUCCACAGGUCAUUUUCCAGCAUUCCAAAUGGAUCCUUAAAGAUAAAAACAUUCCUUGUUUGGUUUGCUGUUCUAUUCUUUCAAGUG